AUAUAUUCUAGAAAGUAGACCGAUCCGAACCUUACAUGCUCUUAUUAUCAAUACCUCCCGUUAUACUCUAAUUGAUGAAAUAUCAGAAGAAAUUAGAACAAGUUUCUAGAGAGCCCAUUCAAUAUGCCACUCCACCAGCUCCUACCGGACACCCAAAGUCUCACCGAAGAUCAAAUUAAAGUCCUCGAACAGCAAAUCAAAGUCGACAUAAUUGCCGUUCAUGGCUUGAAUCCAUGGUCCAAAACGGACACGCAACACGCCUGGGAUACAUGGCAAAAACCCGCGGGACUAAAUGGGAGACUAUGGCUACGGGAUGAUUUGAAAGAAAAGACCCCGGAGGCUCGUGUCUUCUUAUAUCAAUACAAUUCGAAGCUAGUUUGGGGUGGAGAUAAAGCCAGCUUCCUUCUGAAGGCAGAUGAAUUUCUUGAAGCAAUUCGCUUGAAACGGAAGAAGACACCCCAACGACCGAUAAUUUUCAUUGGCCAUAGUUUAGGCGGACUUCUUAUUGAACAGGCCUUAGUGAACUCGCAUAACAGUCGGCGAUAUGGCUCUAUUGAGAAAGCAACCACCGGCUUGGUCUUUUUCGGUACACCUCAUGGUGGCGGUAAUCCUACACUAGUAACCAUCGGAUCUGCUGCUGCUCGGGUCGCCCGUGUGCUCGGAGCACAGAAGAGUAUGGACAUUGAACAAACUCUUCAAAGCGGUUCUCUAUUUACGGAAAUCUUACAGCAUAGCUUCCGCAAUCAGUUGAUGAAUUACCAGAUUGUCAGCUUCUGGGAAGGAAAAGGCAACAUCGUGGACCGAAAAAGCGCAAUGUUUGGCUUGCCAGACCACGUUGAGCAAGACGUAGAAUUAAAAGCUACCCAUGGUGAUAUGUGUCGCUUCGACACCGAAAAUGAAGAAGACAAGGAGAUUUUCAACAUUGUCUGGGGCAACCUAGAAGAUUUGUACGACAAGGCAUUAGAACGCGCUCGAGAAAAGUGGAACGUCCUAGAGUGGCUGCAUCACGGUCCAGUUGAUACACGACAUCUUGACAUACAACAAGCUCGCAGAGGUAAUGGCCAGUGGCUGAUACGGCAUGACAUAUUUCAAGGCUGGAUUGCCAACAAUAUAAGCAGUCGUAUUCUAUGGGCUAAUGGCAUAGCUGGGUCAGGAAAGACAUUCUUGAGCUCAUUCAUAAUUGACCACCUCUUUUCACUAACGGCAACUUCCACUUAUGGUGUUGCAUAUAUCUAUCUUGAGUUUCAAGAAAGUACUCGUCAAACAUCCCACUUCAUUCUCAGCUGUUUACUAAAACAACUCGCUGAUCAAAAUGAUGCGGUGAUGGACUAUGUGAAAUCUCGAAAGAGGAUACUAGAUAUUGAGCAUCGCGUUCUUUCAACCCAAGACAUUAUAGACUGCCUAAUAGCAUCGGUAUCAAUGUACGAAAGAAUAUUCAUUGUCAUCGACGCACUUGAUGAGCAGGGUGAUAUAAAACUGAGAGAACAGUUACUGCAGGAUCUUCAUAAAAUUGUCCACGUCGGCGCUUUCUGUUACGUGACAAGCCGCCCGAAUAUCCGUGGCUCGUUUCGAGACGUCGAGCACUUGGAAAUUCAGCCGGCGGAUGAGGAUAUUAGAGCUUAUGUUGAAGAUUAUAUCGAUAAUCACCCAUCUGCCCGGGCACUGUUAGGGCAGUCAUUUAGAGAGAAGGUCGUGGAUCGGCUUACAGAAUGUGCCGACGGAAUGUUUCUGCCUGUCAGAUUUCAGAUAGAAUAUCUUUGCCAACAAACUACACUGAGAGAGGUCAUGAAUCAAUUGGACACACUUAGCGAAACAAUGAAAGCGGAAUAUAUCCUGGACACUUCAUACGAACGAGCAAUUAAAUGUGUUCAAGGCCAGCCAGCACCCAAGAGGAAUCUAGCUCACAGCAUCUUCCGCUGGCUCAUUGCAUCUAAACGGAUCUUAACAGUGAUGGAACUGUGCACUGCAUUAGCUGUGGCUGAAGGGGCUAGUGAGAUAGACGAACUAGCAAUUCCAUCCAGCGACAUGGUUAUAGAUGUAUGUGGCGGAUUUGUGACUCUUGAUGAAGCCAGUAAGAGUGUCCGUAUAGCACACGCAACUGCUAAGGACUAUCUUUUGAAAGUAUUGCCUGAGCUAGCUAAGCCCGAUCAAAGCUUAGCCGUUAUUCUUGCAACAUACCUCACUUUCAACAGUUUUGAAGUUAGCCACCCAAUGUCGCAGGAGAGUUUCAAUAAACGUCGAGAGAUAUUUCCACUUUUAGACUAUGCUGCUCAUAAUCUUAGUCUACACGCGAUUUCUCGAGAUGGCACAGCGAACACUCAGCUAGAUGAUAUCAUAUUCAGAAUAGUGACAACACCGGGGUUGGCUUGGUCAUUCUUACAAGCAUUUUAUGCUCCUUCUGAUACAUCGACCGGAUAUGAUUGGUUUCCCCGAGAAAGCUCAUCAUUACAUGUGGCAACCACGAUUGGACUAAUCGGGGUUGUUAAGAGACUCUUGAAAGAUGAAAAAUAUGACUCUCAAAUAUCGGAGAAAAAUGUUAAAGGCCAGACUCCAUUGCACAUAGCGGCAAUAUAUGGUCGAUUGGAUAUUGCAGAAUACUUUCUGCAAAAAGACGCCGACUCCGCUGAUCCAGAUAGGUAUGGAUUCACGCCAUUCUUAUACGCAGCUAGUGAAGGCCACAUCGCCAUCGUGGAAUUGUUUCUCAAAGACAAAAAGGUCAGGCCGGAACUAGUAAAGUCGACUCUAAAUAAUGGAGACACUGCACUUCACCUUGCUGCUGCAAAGGGACAUCACGCUGUAGCCCUACUACUCUUACAGUCGGAUGCACAAGUUGAUGCGAAGAACAAAAAGGGUGUCACCCCGAAGGAUUUGGCGAUGAAGUCUACAUCUGUGUCAAUGCAGAACACUAUAAUAUCCUGGCUGGACAUGAAGUCUGAUAACCAACAAGAAAGUCACAGGUCGUUUUACCGACCGAUUUGGGGUGGCAUUCAAGGCAUGGUUGUGGAUAUCGUGGGCAGGGCAGUAGAUCGAAUUUCAACUCCCCGAACAGAUGCGAAUGAAAGUCGAAGCUUGACCCCAGCUCGUGGGGUGACUCCAAGGCGUUCUGCAGAGCAAAGUCGUCCUCUCUUUGAACAAAACGUUGUUCAAACCCCCGAAGCCAAUGAAGUACCCAGAGACAGCGAGGGAGAUACCUCAUCUCAGAACUCCCUCAUAAGCUUUUCAGAUUUCGAACGUAAUACUCAUUACGUGCUACCCGCUAGUAUGUUCGAGCGAGUCAUUGAGCUUUCGGAUCGUCAAUGUAUGCUUGUGGACACAACCGCGGCGAAUAACAGCGAAAGUCAGCACCCAAGUCAAGACCCCCUCCGUUUAAAAUGGGUGUGCCUUUUAGAAGCUGACACUAAUCUACGCUGUCUCUUCACCGGGCUUCCCAAGGGUCGGUACAAAGCAGUUUGGAAAUUCACGUAUAUGGUUACCUCCCAGACCCACCGCGCGCAUCUAUUUGCAAACACUUACAACUGCACAUUUGGUCGAGCCGUUGACCAGGAAAUGUUCAUCGCACGGACUACAAAUCCUCUGCAGCCAUUCAUCUCGACAAUUUUGAAUUUUAUUGACCCGAGGCAGACUUCUCAGCUUACAGUUCCACAGUAUGAGCCCCUUGAGGGUGAAAUUCCUAAUAUAGUCAUUCAUAGGGUUCAUACGAACCUUGCUGUGAAUUUGGAAACAACUAUGGAUCUAAUGGUAGAUUGGGAUGGUCCGGUGGCCUUUCUGAUUAAGAAAGUUGGACUUACAUUCGCGGCGGGAUUUCUUUCUUUUAACUCUGUGGAGAUGGUGAAGAUCAAUCAAAGAGAGAGUGAGGAGAUGCUUCCAAUGCCUCUGGAGGUGCGAUAG
This is a messenger RNA of Talaromyces proteolyticus, 3888 nucleotides long. RefSeq names its product putative ankyrin repeat-containing protein. Bases 124 to 3888 code for a protein of 1254 amino acids. NCBI's taxonomy places the organism in Eukaryota, Fungi, Ascomycota, Eurotiomycetes, Eurotiales, Trichocomaceae. Gene Ontology annotation, molecular function: protein binding. The record is from RefSeq and is a predicted model, not a curated record. The transcript has 12 exons.